AUGAAGAAAAACAAUAAUAAUAACACAUUUGCCAGUUAUUGCAAAGUCUUUAUUUCCACCCUUUUAAUAUGGACAUUACAACAUAAGAAUAACUAUGAAGAAUCAUUUGGAAAAUAUGCCAUUCACAACAACUUAUUGAGUGUAAGAAAUAGUAGAUUAUUAAAAGGACAAACAAAAAUAUAUGCGAACAAUCCACAGCAAGAAGCUUUAUUUUUAAAAGAAGAAUCAAUGAAUUCAUUAAGUGAUGAAGAUAUUGUCUUAAAAAACAGAAUAAAUAAUUUAAUUAAUAACAGCUCAUUUAAAAGUGGAUAUGAUUCAUUAAUGCUAGAUAACUCUUCCCAGAAACAAUUUAAUGAAAUUAUGAAAAAAGAAAAUUCAAAAAAAAACGAUGAUGGAAUAAAAGAUUUAAACCUUAACGAAUUUUAUGAAUCAAUAGAAAGUAUUAAUGAUUUAAAAAAAAAUAACAAAAAAAAUAAAAAAGUAUCACAUGUAGCAAAAAAUAAAAAUAACGAUGAUGUAAAUGGAUCAGAAGCUCUUCAAAAAAUGGUUCAACAAGCUCUUCAACAGGAAAAACCUAAAAAAGGGUUUAUGAAAACGUUAUAUGACUUAGACAAAAAAUUUGAAGUUGAAAUGUUACGUGCAAUGAAAAAUAAUACAUCAAAUACAGGUUUUCAUGAAUGUAGAUUUAAAACUGGGUACGAAAAAUUUUUAGUUGCUUUGAACAGAGCUAAAAUAUUUAUACCACCAACUGUAAACAUGAUAAUUUUGAUGGGCAUGAUGACAGUAGUUACAAAAGUUGGACCAAUUUUUGGUUUUUUCGCUUUUACACUUGCUGCAAUGAUGAUAUACUAUAUAUACAAAUUUUGUAAGAUGAAGAAGGUGCAUAGAGAUUACAAAUUAAUGAACAUAAGCAAAAACAGUAAAGCAAAAGCAUUAAAACAAAAACUUCACCGAAAAAAAAAUAUAUAA
Molecule: messenger RNA, 969 nt
Organism: Plasmodium malariae
Lineage: Eukaryota; Apicomplexa; Aconoidasida; Haemosporida; Plasmodiidae
Product: Plasmodium exported protein, unknown function
Exons: 2
Coding region: 1-969 (322 amino acids)
Source: RefSeq, a predicted model, not a curated record